AUGAUGGCCGAGAUUUUGAGAAACCAAGGAAAGAAGUGGCGAGACAAAGAGAAGCUUAUAGAGUCGAACCUACAGCAUUCAAGACUACUUUGGAGAUUUGAUUCCAAACUUGCAAGAAGAAGUAAACUUUGUUGGAAUAGAUGGUUGGCAUGGGAAGAAGCUUGGAAUGAUGAACAUGAUGUUUUUACAAACCAAGAAUCACCCAAUGAAAAGAGAAUGUUAUGGAGGAAGGAGUUAUCAACAAUUUCCUCACAAGAGAAGAAUGGAGCCAAGGAGAAAAGUGGAAAUCAAUCCAAGGAGAGAGCUGUAGCUGCUAUCACUCUUAGGAAUGGCAAAGGGUAUGAGCCGCCAGCAUCCAGUUCAAGAGAAGCAAUGCCGCCAGUCAAGAAGAAACCAAUGGAGUAUGUGAUUAUUGGAGAUGGAACUGAACCACCUAAGGAGGUCCAUGUCAGAAUAGAGCCAGGAACUCAGGAGGAAGUGGAGAAGCCCCUGAAGAACCAAGAGUGUAUGAGCCAAAGAUCCCAUACGAAAUGUUCUUUCUCAACCCAAGAAGGAGAAGGAGCAAGCAAAACUCAAGGAUCUUGUUAG
Molecule: messenger RNA, 588 nt
Organism: Microthlaspi erraticum
Lineage: Eukaryota; Viridiplantae; Streptophyta; Magnoliopsida; Brassicales; Brassicaceae
Source: the annotation of a GenBank genome assembly